Messenger RNA from Alnus glutinosa, 1068 nucleotides. RefSeq lists its product as uncharacterized. The record is from RefSeq and is a predicted model, not a curated record. Lineage: Eukaryota; Viridiplantae; Streptophyta; Magnoliopsida; Fagales; Betulaceae. The transcript has a single exon. The coding region runs from base 1 to 1068 and encodes 355 amino acids.
AUGAGUAAAGCCGAGAAGUACAUCAACCAGGAGGAGACACUCCGAGCUCUAUUGGGACCCGAGCAAACUCGUCCAUCCACUUCCGGGAAUCCAAAAAAGAAGAACCUUCGGAAGGAAGAACAGAAGCGUGUUCCAGAAGAAGAGGCUAGGCCAAAGCGGGAUCAGGAGUCCCUAAGGGGUCACAACUGGACACCCCUCAAUGCACCCAUUAUGGAUGUUCUCCUGGAGAUAAAGCGAGACCCGAUGUACCGAAAACCCAGACCGGUGCUCGCAAAUCUGCAUUCACAAUACGCCAACCAGUAUUGUGCGUUUCAAGAUACUACCGGGCAUCGCACAGAAGCCUGCAUAUCCUUGAGACUUCUGAUUGAACGCUUCAUAGAAAACGGAAAACUUGUCCGUUUCCUCGCAAAUCAAAGAGUUCGCAAUCGCCCCCAUCAGAAUCAAAACAAUCCCCGGGAUGACCGAGGAAGAAAUCAGGAAAGGGGAAGGGAACUGGAACGCAGGCCAGACCCUCGGGCCGCACGAGAAAGAAGUAAGAGCCGAGCCAGACCAGCACGGCAGGAAAACCUUCCAGAGAUACAGACGAUUUCAGGGGGUUUCGGAGGAGGCGGAGAGUCUAGCUCGGCGCGGAAAGCAUACGCGAGGCAGAUGAGGGACUUCGAGGUUUACUCGGUACACAAACCUCUAAAAUCCCAGAAACAAAACGCUCAGGUGGUCGCAUUCUCGGAUGCCGAUUACGCAGAGGUAUCUCUCCCACAUACCGACGCUCUGGUACUAAGUCUGGCCAUAGCCAACCACAAAAUACACCGCAUCUUGGUUGACACAGGAAGCUCGGCUGACAUCCUUUACAGGUCAGCCUUCGAGCAAAUGAAGAUUGAUCGAAGUAAGGUGAUCUCGGCGAGACAUUUGCUUGUGGGAUUCACAGGAGAACAAGCGCUCCCACUCGGGUCCAUUGAGCUUCCGGUCACAGCGGGAAUGUACCCGAGGCAGAGGACGGUGAUGGUUCGGUUCUUAAUAAUCGACCAAUCAUCGGCCUACAACGCCAUCCUCGGGAGAACAGCUCAAUGA